AACGCAUUUACAAUUGGGCAUCACAAUCUACGAGAAUGGUCGACCGAAGAUAGACACACUCUCUCAAAAGAAAUCAUUUCCCAUCAUCCGCGACACAUCACCAACCGCCCGUCCGCCCGCCCGCUCGCUCAUUUGCGCCGCGAUGGAAAUGGAAUCCGCCGUCCACCGUCGAAUCGAGCUUCAAUCGCCCGAAGACUUUACCUAUCUAAUCGACAAUGUACGCCGCGCCGCAGCGGACAGCAUCAACGCCGCGUUUCCGCCUGUUGACGCGGGCGACAGAAACGGGGAGGACGAGGAGGAAGAAGAUGAAUUGCGCGUGAGGAUAGAGCAGUUGGUUGAUGAUUACAUAACCAAAACCUUCACCUACGUAGCCCCCAACAUCUCCAUCAACGGCCUCCCCGUAACCGACCCCUCGGAAUUUUUAUUAUCUCUGUCCUCAUCCCCACUCACCUCACCUUCUUCCACCACCACCAUCACAACAAGAACAACAACCAACGGCACCAACAACAACAACAACAACAACAACAACAACAACAACAAAAAGUCCUCCUCCGCCAAGCCAUCGUCUUCGAAAAAAAUCCAAAAGACCAAGUCCAAAAACAAAAAGAAACCAACAAAACCCCAAGAAGAAUACGAACCCUUCGACCCCCGCAAACGCUCCCGCCUCGAAACCCUCGCCCGCGAAGAAGAAGAUCUCCUGCGUUCCAUCGCCUUACUCAAACGCCGCGUACCUGCCUCCGCCGCUUCGGCGCUGGUUGACUCUUUGGCUCGGCAGACGGAAGCAGACCAAAAGGCGUUGGACAGGGCCAAACAGAAAGUGGUGGAGGAGGGGGUGGUUGCUGGACGAAAGGCUUUGGAGGGGUUAUUACCUUUUGUUGAUGCUGGUGCUGCUGCUGCUGAAGGUGGAAAUGGAAAUGGAAAUGGAAAUGGAAAUGGAAAUGGAGAUGGGAAUGGGAAUGGGAAUGGGAAUGGGAAUGGGAAUGGGAAUGGGGACGUAACAACAGGAAAGGGAGGAAACGAAAAAGGAGGGUUUGCUGUUGCUGCUGCUGCUGCUGCAACAAUGGAGAGGCAGGAAGAAAUAGAGGAUGGGUUUGCAAAAGCGGUUGAGGCGCUGAGAAGGUUGAAGAGUCAGAUGCCGGCUACGGUGGCGAGGAUGGAGAGGGCGAGGGUUGCGGGCGGGUAUGUUGUUGCUGGUGUUGGGGGGAGUGGUGUCGUUGCGGCGCCUGGGGAGGGGAGGUAGACAUGUUGUUGGUUGGGUUGGCGAUACUCGUUGGUGCUGCGGGAAGAAAGUGUUGGAUCUGUUCGAGCCGGCAUGGUGAAAUUGUUGCUUGUGGGAGCAUUGUUUACUUUUUGUAGAGAGGCUUUAAG
Molecule: messenger RNA, 1368 nt
Organism: Neurospora tetrasperma FGSC 2508
Lineage: Eukaryota; Fungi; Ascomycota; Sordariomycetes; Sordariales; Sordariaceae
Exons: 2
Coding region: 143-1240 (365 amino acids)
Biological process (GO): mitotic sister chromatid segregation
Cellular component (GO): kinetochore; MIS12/MIND type complex
Source: RefSeq, a predicted model, not a curated record